AUGGAGGAUCGACUUGGAGGACCAUCGCGCCGGCGACUUGCAGAGGAAGUGAAGGAGAUUGUGCCGGAAGCCGUCCUCGACCCCGAGGGCGAGAGUAUGGCGGCCAGGCCUCCACCAACAGGCCACUCGCCAUUGUUUGGGUUUGCAGCAGGUCUCCUGUCUGGCUGGACAAAGCUGGUAGUCGGACACCCAUUUGACACUAUCAAGACAAGAUUGACCAAAGAGGGGCCGCUAGCACUGUAUAAGGGGGCCUCGGUUCCAGCAAUAUCGUGGGGCAUUACGGACUCGAUCUUGAUGGGCAGUCUGCACAACUAUCGUGCCUUCUUGAAAGACAAUGGCUUCGCUGAGCGCAUUCCCGGUUCGAUAGAAGAUGGACCUGCGGGAACCAGGCUAUCGAUCCUGGGCCACAGCAUUGCGGGUCUCUUUGCUGGAUGGACGAAUGCCUCGGUCGCACACCCUACGGAAACGAUCAAGUGCAAGCUCCAGCUGCAGCUCGUGCAACCUGAGCAUUUGCCAAAGCAAUACUCGGGCCCCUUUGACGUCGUCCGCCAGACGGUCGCUGCGCAGGGCAUCACCGGCAUGUGGCGCGGCCUCGGUGCGAGCUUCAUGUACCGCUCCUGCUUUGCAGCCAUGUUUGGAGGAUUUGAGAUCUUCAACCGCCUAUUCUCCAGCUGGAAGGGCACCACUUGGGAGAUGUCCCCUGGUGCAAUCAACUUCUUUGCUGGUGGUAUGGCGUCCAACAUGUACUGGUUGGCGGCAUUGCCCAUGGACAAUAUCAAGAACCGCAUCAUGGUCGACUCGCCAACCACGCCCAAGUACAAGGGCGUUUUUGACGCGUACCGCAAGGUCUGGGGUGAGACCUACGACGGGAAGCGCGGUCUGGGCUGGAAUAGCCAGGCGCGAGUGCGCAACUUCUACAGGGGCUUCGUCCCAGUUGCUCUUCGCGCUUUCCCGACCAACGCUGCUGCUCUGGCAGUAUGGGAGGGAGUCAUGCGCUGGGCGGCGGCCAAGUGA
This is a messenger RNA of Apiotrichum porosum, 1014 nucleotides long. RefSeq lists its product as uncharacterized. NCBI's taxonomy places the organism in Eukaryota, Fungi, Basidiomycota, Tremellomycetes, Trichosporonales, Trichosporonaceae. Gene Ontology annotation, biological process: transport. The record is from RefSeq and is a predicted model, not a curated record. The transcript is spliced from 11 exons. The coding region runs from base 1 to 1014 and encodes 337 amino acids. Gene Ontology annotation, molecular function: transmembrane transporter activity.